Messenger RNA from Mollisia scopiformis, 1414 nucleotides. RefSeq names its product short-chain dehydrogenase. The coding region runs from base 304 to 1260 and encodes 318 amino acids. The transcript is spliced from 5 exons. The record is from RefSeq and is a predicted model, not a curated record. NCBI's taxonomy places the organism in Eukaryota, Fungi, Ascomycota, Leotiomycetes, Helotiales, Mollisiaceae.
UCUUCCACCCCGGACUUCCAGACAAGAUCAACCUCUAAGAUUUUUGAAUGAUCAAAAUCUAUCGUUAUAUCUCUGCAUUUUCAACGUCAUUCGGAGUCUGAGGUUGUGCCGCACUUUCGUUCAGCAAUAGUCUGACCAAGGCCAGGUUAUUUAAGAAGUGCUCUCAUGAUGAUGGCAUAUUUGGAGAGCCCGGUGUAUAUAUUUAUGUGAGACAUCGUGACAAAGUUUCAUCAAGCGAAACAUUCUACCUUCUACCUUACUAUUUCAAUAUUCUUACACAAAUUCUACAACAUCAUCGACAAAAUGGGACUCUUCUCAAACUCAAAGCCCACACUGACGGAGAAGACGAUCCCUGAUCAAUCUGGAAAGGUCUUCAUUGUGACAGGCUCAACGAGUGGUGUUGGAAGGGAGCUGGCAAAGAUCCUGUAUGGAUCAAAUGCACGCGUCUAUGUUGCUGCUCGCUCGGCCGAGAAAGCUAAGACUACAAUUGAGGCUAUCAAGACAGAAAGUCCCAAGUCAACGGGCGACUUGCUCUUUCUCAAGCUCGAUCUAGGUGAUCUGAGCACGGUCAAAGCAUCAGCUGAAGAAUUUCUUCGGAAGGAAUCAAGGCUCGACGUACUCUGGAACAAUGCAGGCGUUAUGAUUCCACCUCAGGGCAGUAAGACUGCUCAGGGUUACGAACUUCAGCUUGGAACGAAUAACCUUGCUCCAUUCUUGUUCACAAAUUUUCUCGCACCUCUCAUGGCCAAAACUGCCAAAGAAGCACCAUCAGGCUCUGUCAGAGUUGUAUGGGUGUCGUCAAGUGCCGUAGGAAUGGCGCCAACAGGUGGAGUUGAUAUGUCGAACCUUGACUACAGAGUCGAAAUGGGUGUAUGGCAGAAGUACGCUGUAAGCAAAGCUGGAAACGUCUUACAUGCAAGAGAAUUCGCAAGGAGACACAAGGAGGACGGUAUCAUCAGCGUUGCAGUAGAUCCAGGUAUGUUGAAGACAGAUUUAUGGGUGAAUACCCCUGCUUGGCAAAUGAUGUGGUGGAAACUCGUGCUACAUGAGCCUAUCUAUGGAGCUUAUACGGAGCUUUAUGGAGGAUUAUCGCCUGAGAUAAACAUGGGUAGAACUGGUGCAUGGAUCAAGCCUUGGGGCACGAUCAAGACGAUGCGGGAAGACCUUGAGGCUUCAUGUAAGACGAAAGAGGAAGGAGGUAGUGGUGUUGGACUGGAAUUCUGGAAUUGGUGCGAGGAGCAAGUUCGUUCUUUUGCAUGAUGCGAGGAUACCUAAUAAUUUUUGCGACUAUUAUUUGAGGAUAUCCAACACGCAGUGGAGCUCAAAGUCCUGGCAUUUUGAGGUCGAUGAAAGGUUAUAGAAUAGAUUGUUCAAGAUAGGGUUGUGUGCCACAGUAAUGUGCGAUUUUCCUGCU